This is a messenger RNA of Coccinella septempunctata (seven-spotted ladybird), 5238 nucleotides long. RefSeq names its product adenylate cyclase type 10-like. The transcript has 25 exons. Gene Ontology annotation, cellular component: cytoplasm. Lineage: Eukaryota; Metazoa; Arthropoda; Insecta; Coleoptera; Coccinellidae. The record is from RefSeq and is a predicted model, not a curated record. The coding region runs from base 1 to 5238 and encodes 1745 amino acids. Gene Ontology annotation, molecular function: adenylate cyclase activity; protein binding.
AUGGAUAGUCAAGCAAGUUGUAGAGUCAUUAGCCUUGAGGAGGACAUAAUAUGGGCGAUGAAACAGAGACACGAGUGCAUGAGAAGGAUCAACUCGGACAUAGUUCUACCAAGUAUAAAACCUCCCAGCCAUGCAAGUCUGGUUAAGUAUCAAAAGGAGUCGAUCACCCAAACGAUGGCGUCCAUGCUCUCCAACCAGGUCAUACUAAACCUCCAAAACUACACCCCUCAACAACUCCACGGUUGUCUACUCUCGGGAAAGAUAUCAGGCUCGAUGGAACUCUUGGAUUUUUACGAGAAGAAAGGAAAGAGUUGCGCCCAUCAGAUGACCAAAACUUUAGACCGAUUCGUCGGAUCCAUCCUGCAAGAGAUCAUGGCGUUUGAGGGGGACAUCUUGGCAGUGACUCCAGAUUCGUUCCUGGCCCUUUGGAAAUCCAGCAGUAUCGCGUCGUUGAAGUAUCAGGUCCAUUCGGCCAUCAACUGUGCUCUCGUCUUACAAAAAAAAUUCAGCAAAUUUACGUUGAAUGAUAUUUAUCCUCUUGAUUUUGCAGUGAAACUGACCUUAACCGCAGGGUCUCUUACGUUUUCGGUGUUGAGUAACCCUGUUGAGAAUUUUUCUUAUGUUUACUUCGGUCAACCGUUGGACGAACUGGAGGUUGCCGAACAGAAAACCUCUUCCGGGGAUAUAAUUGUAGCUCUUUCUGCUUGGAAACAGGUCAACGCCUCUGAGUUUUCCUCGGUGCAACUGCCAGGUUCGGAUUAUCACAAGAUAUUGGGAGUGGGAUUGCAGUGGACUUACGCUGGGAAAGAAGUCCUGAUGAACAGGGACAGCAUCUACGAAAACGCCGACAAACCGAACCUGUCCGAAGAGAGUCUGGUCCAGGACUCCGAAUUCACCCUCCUCCUGCGUACCGAGGACUUUUCCCUAAGGCCGAUCGUAACCAACCUGGUGAACCGUCGCGACGACCUCGCCAAGUUCCUGAUCCAACCGGUGCUGGGCGUCCUGAACAACGACGAACCACUCGCCAGCCUCGAGGAGAUGAGGCAGGUGGUCGUGAUGCAUCUCAACGUCAAGAUGGAUAAGAUCCGGUUGGAGGUCGUCAACCAGUACUACAAGAUCGUGUGCAACAAGGCCAAGGAGUUCAAGGGAUUGGUGGAGAAAUGCUCGGCGUGUCGGGGGACCGUGUCUUUCGUCGUGAUGUUCGGCAUGAGGGGAUUCACGACUGUUGAUGAAUCCCAGGACGCUUUACUGUGCGCCGUGAGGUGUCACCACGAUCUGGACCUCUUCGACGAGGCUCAGGCGGUGUCCAUAGGUUGCUCCACCGGUAAAUGUUACUGCGCAGUGUUGGGCCACGUCCUUCGCAAGGAUUACGUGGUGUACGGCAGGUGCUUGUACAAGUCGCGACAGAUGGCGUCUGCCUACCCCGGCCGGGUGACCUGCGACAGAUCGACCUUCAUCUACAGCAAUCUGCAGUCCGAAAACUUCACGUUGUUGCCUCGAGGCAAGAGAAAGACGGACAUAGGUCCCAUCUACGAGUAUAAAGAAGAUAAGGAAGUGUCGAUUUCCAACAUAGACCUCCACGUGCUUCCCUUGUUGGGUAGGGACGACGAGAUCCAGACCUUCCUGAAGUUCUUCGAGGUGUACCUCAGGAAUUUCGGGAUCAAACCUUGUUGCAACUUGGCCAGAUGCUCCUUCAAGAACUGCCUGAUCUUCGACGGCGUGUACAGACAGGGCAAGAGCAGGCUGCUGCAGGAACUGCCCAGUAGGGUGCCGGAGGGAGACGUGCAGAUGAUUAAAUUCUACGAGAACGAUACCAUGAGCGGCUACCACGGCGUCAGGCAGAUGUUGAGGAUGACCCUGGGUUUCGGGAAUUACACCGCGGAGUAUUUCCGCAGGAGGAAGAUCAGGGAGAAGAUGGACGCUGACGCGACGGAGAACACGCUCUACGUCCUCAACGACGUGUUCGACGUCAAUUUCGAGGCGCCCACGAAGAAGAAGCCCUUCAAGAAGCAGAUGAGCCAGCUGAGGGAGGAGAGCAUAAAGAUACUAUGUAACAAGUGCUUCGAAAGGCCCACCCUCCUCCUGAUGGACAACGCGGAUUUAAUGGACGAGGAGUCCUGGAACCUGCUCCUGCCGAUGCUGGAGACAAAGCGUUUCUUCGUGGUGGCCACCAUGGAUAGGACGAGGAAGGAUCUGGGGAAUCUGGAGGUCGUGCUGGAGUCCCUGGAGAGUCACCACGUGGAGAAGAUCUUCCUGCGGAGGAUACCUCAGGUGUACAUAGCCGGCUUGAUCUGUCAGAUGCUGAAGGUAUACGCCGUGCCGGCCGACCUCGAGAAGGUUAUUCAGUCGAACAGCAGGGGUAAUCCAGGAUGGAUUGAGAAUUUCUUAUUGAUACUGCAACAGACGAGGAAGAUUACAAUUUCCAGGGCCGAUUUCAAGACCAUACGGGAAAAGUCUUUGGUAACCCCACCUCUAUACAUGCUCAAAAGGUUAUCGCCGGACUCUGUCCGUUACUACAAGUCGCUGCUGGAGGAACGCACCACCUACCCCUCCGAAGUGAUCGAUCCGUGGGAGGUGUACAUAGACAGCUGUCGGGACGUGUUCAGGGACGUGGACGUCAGGAGCGGCAUGCAGGAGAUCUUCUGCAGGGAGACGACGGUGCCGGUGUGCCUCCUCGCUGCAGGCUUCGAUCCGAAGGCUGACGUCGAUCCCAACGUGACCGACGACCUCGACUUCCUCCAGCUGUACGAUCGGCUCACGUACCAAGAGCAGCUGAUGCUGAGGUGCGCCUCGGUGCUCGGCGAUCCCUUCACCAGACGGCUGCUCUUCUUCAUCUGGAUGCCGGACCACGAGAGGGACGCGGCCGAAGUCGUCCAGAACCUGUUCGAGAAGGGCGUCAUCUGCUGCGCCAGGGGGGAUUUCAGCACCGGCGGCGACUACAUCCUGAUCAGGGACAAAUCCGAUCCGAACGAGCAGAGGUUCGUCGACUGUCACUGCGUCGGCCUGGACAUGCACGACAGCUGCCUGUUCAUGCCGAAGUACGCGUCGUGCGGCUUCAUGCGCUUCAAAUCUGGCCAUUUCGCCAGCACCACCUACGACCUGAUACCGGAGGAGGACAGGAAGGAGCUCCAUUCCAGGGCGGCCAAGUUCAUACAGAAGGAGACCAGGCGGUGCGUGUCGUGCGGAUGCGGCUACUUUCCGGUCCAGUUCGGAUGCAAGAUGGACAGCAGCGCGCUGGGCAGGGUGCAGAUCGAGGACGACAGGAAGAAGAAAUCGGUCCAGCUCGAGCACAUGGACUUCAACGAGCUGUACGACUACUCGACUCACUCCCCUGGCCGGAUGACCAUCUCCAGAUCGUUGGAGAAGGGGAGCAGACCCACCCUCUCCCUCAAUUUCAGGAACACGAAGAGCUUCACGAUGAGCUCGAACAGCGAGGACAGGUUCAUCGAUCUGACCUACGAGGAUAAACACGGUAAGACGUUGAAUUACGUGAACCCCUUGACCUUGCUGAAGCUGAGGAAGAGGGCCUCCUUGGUGCGGACGUUCUCGAAGUCUGAUUUCCUCUCUUGCGACUGCCAUCUCAUCCUGAACCACAUGUAUAAGAGAUUGAAGCACCAUUACAGGGGUUCUGAACAAUGGCACCAAAUGAUCGUGACGUGCAUACAUUACGUGAGGAUCUCCAUGGCCAACAAGAACUUCGCAUCCGCCUUGGGCACCAUCAAAGAAGCCCUGGAUAUGUUGGAAAACGAGAGCCACAUCCUUCAAGAUCCCCAAUGGAAGAUCAAGAUGCUCAUCGCUAAAUUUUACUGUCUGAAAGGCGACGUCCUCUUGGAACUGGACCAGGUCGACGAGGCGCAGAAGAUCUUCAUCAAGGCCAUGAAAUCUUUCGGACUAUCGUUUCCGGAUACGGAGGGGACCCUGAGGUUCAACCUGAAGCUCUUGCAGCAGAAGUGGAAGCAGAAACUACGUCUGUAUUUCGUCCCAGGUACCUUCUUGAACGACGAGAACGACAUCAGCCAGCUGUACAUAUCCAACAGUAUCGCGGAGACUUUAACGCACCUCUGCAGGAUAUACAUGGCCAAAGGUCAGUGGAGGUUCGCCGAACUGGCUGCGGUGAUGAGCCUGAAGAACAGCCUUCAGACCGAGACGAACCUUAUCAGGAUAUGCGAGGCUUUCUCCAACAUGAUGUUGGUGGCUCAACACUUCAAUAACAGGUUGUUGUGGAUGAGUCUCGAGGUCCACGCCCUCAGGUACUGUCACAAGAAGAGGAACUUUGUCGAAGCCCCCGAACUCAGGGCUAUAUCCCUCCUGUACACCACCAUUUUCGAGGCGAGGAUGUCGAGGGCGGAGUUCGAGGCGGCCCUUCACGUGGGCUACAUAGCCGUGAGCAUAGCCACCAAGUGCAACGAGACGUCCAUCACCAUCCGGCUGUUCACCAUGAUCUCCGCCAUACUCUUCGACAAGAUGAUCCUGAACGACGCCACCAUAAUACUGCGGGAAUUGGAGUUUUUCGCCGACGAACUGGACAACAAUUCAGGUAGGACUUGGUACCUCGCCCUGGCCGUGUCCUUCCACCUGGAGACCGGUUACAUCCUCUGUCCGUUCAGCACGGUCGAGCUGUUUUACCACAGCGAAGGUUGCAAGGUCGGCGACAAGUACCUGGAGGCCAAGAUGAGGCUGAUAGUCACCAUGUGGGUGUGGUACCUCAGGAACCACCAGUGGGAGAACGCGUCCAUGUUGGAGAAGGAACUGAGGAAGUAUGGACGACGAAAGAUCGACAGUAAUAACCACGCCAUCACCUUCCUCUACCUGCUGGAGGGGACCCUCUUGAGCCUGGUGUACAGGAUCAACAGGAGGAGCAUCACCGGGAUGGCCGACGAGAGGAGGGAGGUGGAGAGGUUGCUGAAGAAGUUGCGUCAGGAGGCGCGAUCUCGACUCUGCAUCAAGGCCAAGUUGUACCUUUUGAAGGCGUACUAUUCGUACAUCCUGGAGAACGUGGACGAUACGAAGAAGUUCCUGAGGAAAUCCAGGAAGUUGUGCGCGAUCCACGAGAACAACAUGGUUCUCCUCCUGUUGGAGCAUUCUGAAAAGGCCUGGAACAACGAACUGUCGACAGCGACCCGGGAUUUCUGGAGGAACCACUGCCAGGCCGACACUUACAUAUCCUACCACGAGAUCCAGUUCGACAACCUCAAGAUCUAUUGCUUCACCUACCCCAAGCCCCUGUUCCGCAUAUGA